This is a messenger RNA of Necator americanus (New World hookworm), 882 nucleotides long. RefSeq lists its product as uncharacterized. The record is from RefSeq and is a predicted model, not a curated record. The transcript has 5 exons. The coding region runs from base 1 to 882 and encodes 293 amino acids. NCBI's taxonomy places the organism in Eukaryota, Metazoa, Nematoda, Chromadorea, Rhabditida, Ancylostomatidae.
AUGAAUGGAAGCACUAAGGGUAUUCGAAACGAGAAUUUACGAUUUCCUUACCGUAAUCAACUAUCUUCGCGUCGAUCAUUCACACCGAAUAUUCGUGUAGAUCUACCAUCGACAUCAAAUUCGAUAGAGUUAUCGAAUUGCAAUCCAUCCACUACGCACCUGUCACGUUUUAAUCCCUCACCGAGAACAUCAACAUCUUUGAAUGCUACACCAAAAGCGAAACAUGAAACGGUGGUCAACUACGAUUUUGCCGAUGAUCCCAUGCCACCGAACACGUGCUGUUGUGGAAAAGUCAAAAUACAGAUGGGUUGCCGGAUAGUGGCAACAUGCUCGUUGUUGGCCAUUAUUGCCAAUGCAGUCCUCUACUUCUUUGGCAUUCCACGCUUAGGACUUAGCGGAACAAUCGAGAUCGUCUUGCUCAUUAUCGACUUCCUCACAGUCUUUUUUCUAUUCCUAGGACUUUCGAAACAUCGGGCUGGAUUACUCAAGCCAUACUUGUUUUUCAAUUCUCUAUGGACAUUUUGCCUUUGCCUACUGUUGCUAGUUUGUUUGUGGAAAAUUAUCAGGGGUGGAGAACUCUCUAAUAAUAUUCUCUCAAAUCUACAAAAUAUUCGAGCACAACCAACGGAAGAGCCAGAAGACGACUACCAUCGUCGGAUACAUCCAACUAACUCGCAAUUCUUCACUCCCAAAGCUGAGGAGCAGAAAUCAUAUCGUAACCUCAAUACAUACCGUGACGAUUUCUACGCUUAUAUUUUGCUUGUUUACUAUCUCAUUGUUUACGUCAAUCUUCAACAGCUCAUUCAUGCUGUGGAUUCUGAUCCAAGUUGUCAACACCAUUUUAAUAUUGCACUCGCCUUAACGAGGGGACUACUGGUAUAG